AUGCCACGAAAUGUGCGACAGAAGAAACGGGCGGAGCGUCGUGUUCAGGCAGCUGCCUCGGCUGCCACAGCUGCUGCCUCGGCUGCUGCUGCCGCUGAUGCAGAGGCGGAGGCAGAGGCACUGCACAACAGUAAUAACAACAACAUUAAUUUGGGCAUUGCUAGCUCAAGCAACAGCAACAGCAGCAGCAGCAUCAACGUCAAUGUCAACGUCAAGAAACCGAAGGCAUCUCGGGCCGAUCCCAUUCUGGCAUCGCUCAGCAAGAAUGCGGUGCGGAUGAGUGAUAUUCAGUUGCUGCAUGGACCGCAUUGGUUAAAUGAUGCGAUACUCAAUUUUUACUUUGCCUAUCUGGAGGAGGUCAAAUACAAAUCAAAUGUGGACUUUCUGUUUGUGACGCCGGAGCUAUCACAAUGUAUGCUCUAUAUGGAUGAUAAGGAGCUGCAUUCGCUGCUUGUCACCCAGCACAAGGCCAUACGCAAACCAUUCAUAUUCAUUGCGAUGAAUGACAACCACUCACGUGAUCGGGGCGGGGCGCAUUGGACGUUGCUGGUUGCCUCACGGCCAGAUAAGAGCUUCUUUCAUUUCGAUUCGUAUGGUGGCAGCAACACGGACAGCUCCAUAGAGCUGGUGAACAACAUUAAGGAUGUGCUGGACAUGCGACAUGCCAGAUUCCGCAGCAUGCGUUGCCUGCAGCAAAGCAACGACUACGACUGUGGCAUACAUGUCAUCUGCAUGGCCGAUCAGUUGACCGACUAUGUGAAUCGAUAUGACAGUGUCGAUGGUGUCCAGCCGUUGCAUCAGGAUGUCAUCAAGGCCAAGCGCAAUCAGCUAAUUAAGCUUGUCGCAUCGCUCGGCCAACAUAUUAAAUACUAGACAUAUGAUAAAAACAUAAAAACAAACCCCAAGAUGACGCAGCAAUAUUACUAUAAUAACUAUCAUAACAACAACAAGAACAACAUCAAUAACAGCAAAUAACAAAAAAAAAAAAACACAAUUAUACACAACAACAACAAUAAUAAUAACAAUAACGCUGGAACUAAAACGCAUUUUCCCCAGGUUAACGAUGCAUCUGAUUGUUUAUAUAUAUAUAUAUAUAUAGAUAUACUCCCCUCCCCCCACUACCACUUACUCACUUUUACUGUGGAAAAUGCGUUUUGUUUUCGUUGACAAACACACACACAUACACACACACAUUGUAAUAUUUACACUGUUAACGGGUUUUUAUUGGUGCUGUAACAAGAAAUUCAUUUCAUGAUCUCAAAGUAGACAUUAAAUGCAUUGAUAUGUUUAAA
Drosophila innubila is the source of this 1292-nucleotide messenger RNA. Its product is annotated as sentrin-specific protease 8-like. Gene Ontology annotation, molecular function: cysteine-type peptidase activity; deNEDDylase activity. The record is from RefSeq and is a predicted model, not a curated record. The coding region runs from base 1 to 873 and encodes 290 amino acids. NCBI's taxonomy places the organism in Eukaryota, Metazoa, Arthropoda, Insecta, Diptera, Drosophilidae. The transcript has 2 exons. Gene Ontology annotation, biological process: proteolysis.